CCCUGCCAGCCUCCCCCCGCCGCCACCGCCGGCCAUGGCUGCCCAGAGAGUGGCCGUCAUCGGUGCCGGCGCCUCCGGGCUGUGCGCCCUGAAAUGCUGCCUGGACGAGGGGCUGGAGCCCACCUGCUUCGAGAGGAGCGGGGACAUCGGGGGGCUGUGGCGCUUCGAGGAGCAGCCCGAGGAGGGCCGUGCCAGCAUCUACCGCUCCGUCAUCAUCAACACCUCCAAGGAGAUGAUGUGCUUCAGCGACUUCCCCAUCCCCGACGACUUCCCCAACUACAUGCACCACUCCAAGAUCAUGGAGUACUUCCGCAUGUACGCCCGGCGCUUCGACCUGCUGCGGCACAUCCGCUUCGGGACCAGCGUGUGCCGCGUGUCCAAGCGCCCCGACUUCGCCACCACGGGCCGCUGGGAGGUGGUGACCGAGAGCAAGGGCAAGCAGGAGUCGGCCGUCUUCGACGCCGUGCUGGUGUGCACCGGGCACCACACCGACGCGCACCUCCCGCUGCACGCCUUCCCCGGGCUGGAGAGUUUUGAGGGCUGGUACUUGCACAGCCGGGACUACAAGAGCCCACGGGCCUUCACGGGGAAGCAGGUCGUCGUGGUCGGCACCGGGAAUUCGGGCGUCGAUAUCGCGGUGGAGCUGAGCCACGCAGCCAAGCAGGUCUUCCUCAGCACCAAGCGCGGGGCCUGGGUGAUGCACCGGGUGGCGGAAGGCGGCUACCCCUUCGACUUCUCCUACCUCAGCCGCUUCGUCCAGUUCCUCCAGAGCCUGCUGCCCCUCUCUGUGAGCAACUUUGUGCUAGAGAGGAAGCUCAACGCCCGCUUUGACCACUCACUCUACGGCCUGCAGCCCCAGCACCGGGUCCUCAGUCAGCACGCGACCAUCAAUGACGACCUGCCCAACCGCAUCAUUUCGGGCAGGGUGCGGGUGAAGCCGAUCGUCCAGGAGUUCACGGAGACAUCUGCCAUCUUCGAGGACGGCACCAGGGAAGACAUCGACGCCGUGGUCUUUGCCACGGGGUACAGCUUCUCCUUCCCCUUCCUCGAGGACUGUGUGAAGGUGGUGGAGAACCAGGCCUCUCUCUACAAGUACGUGUUCCCUGUUGACCUGGAGAAGCCGACGCUGGCUUUCAUUGGCUUCAUCCAGCCCCUGGGAGCCAUCAUGCCCAUCUCGGAGCUCCAGUGUCGCUGGGCCACCCACAUCUUCAAGGGGCUGCAGGAGCUGCCGCCAACCACCAGCAUGCUGGCCGACAUUGCACAAACCAAGGAGAAGAUGGCCAAGCGGUACGUGGCGAGCCGGCGGCACACCAUCCAGGUGGAUUACAUCCCCUACAUGGACGAGCUCGCCCGCCAGCUGGGCGUCAAGCCCAACCUGCCCCUGCUCUUCCUCACCGACCCCCCGCUGGCGCUGGAGGUGCUGCUGGGGCCCUGCACGCCCUACCAGUACCGCCUGCGGGGCCCGGGAGCGUGGCGGGGCGCCCGCGCGGCCAUCCUGACCCAGCGGCAGCGCGUCGUCCAGCCCCUGCGCGGCGCGGCCGGGCGCUCGGUGCCGCGCUGCAGCUCGGUGCCGCGCGUCCUCAAGGUGCUCGUCGGCGUCGGGCUGAUCGCGGCCACGCUCGUCUACGUCUCGCUCUCGCCCUGACCCGAAGCGAAGGGGAACGCGGGUCCUGCUGG
This is a messenger RNA of Oxyura jamaicensis (ruddy duck), 1677 nucleotides long. RefSeq names its product flavin-containing monooxygenase 5-like. The transcript has 8 exons. Lineage: Eukaryota; Metazoa; Chordata; Aves; Anseriformes; Anatidae. Gene Ontology annotation, molecular function: flavin adenine dinucleotide binding; NADP binding; N,N-dimethylaniline monooxygenase activity. The record is from RefSeq and is a predicted model, not a curated record. The coding region runs from base 35 to 1645 and encodes 536 amino acids.